CGUCAACCCAUGGCCACCACACCGCUGCUUGCACUAGAUACUAGGCUUGCUCUCAUCCUUUCCACUCGUCGUCUUCCACGGCUUCCACGCCUUGCCUUGCUGCUGAUGCUACUCCAUUUCCUCCCCCGGUACAGCCUGACCCAACAAACGCACCCCCAAGCUACCAACGCACGCAAAGCACGGACGGGCGCAUACAGCUUUCCCUUUCGCGAGUGCGUGCCCCUUCUCUUCUCUAGUUCUCUUCUCCGUCGCGUCAGAGAUCAGGGAGAGACCAGAGCAAACAACAACCACCGCUUGUUUCAUCAAGAAUCGUGGAGGAGAACCGAAAGGUGUAGUAGCCUUUUCCGGUAGGGCAUCUGCUAGAGCCGGCCGGUUGAAGCAGGGGAGCGAGAGGAGGAGGGCAGCCGAGCAGGAGCAUCGCAGUGGUGGUUAAGCAGCAGCAACGACGACGACGACGACGCUGAGAGGUUUCCCCGUUCCCGACGGCACGUCCACCGAGGCGGCGCCAUCGCGAUGGGUCCUCUGGCGCCGCUGAGGUGUAACCCGCCGCCGCCGUUCUCCAAGUCGCCGGGGUCCCUGCUGCUGCUGUCCAAGUCGCUCACCCUCUACUGCUGAGCCGAGCCCCCUCCUCGAUCGGUUCCAUGGGCGCCGUGGCCUCGUCGGCGGGUGGGGCCCGGGGAGGCGAUGGCACGGUGCUGGGCGACCUGCCGGAGAACUGCGUCGCGGAGGUGCUGCUCAGGCUGGACCCGCUGGAGAUCUGCCGGAUGGCGCGGCUCAGCCGCACGUUCCGUGGCGCCGCGUCCGGGGACGGUGUCUGGGAGUCCAAGCUACCGAGGAACUACGCGCGCCUCCUCGCCGUUGCUGCGGCCGGCGAUGGGGAAGGUGGGCAGGCCGCCGCGUCGGCGCCGGGGGCAGAGCUGCUGCCCAAGAAGGAACUGUACGCGCGGCUUUGCCGUCGGAACCGUUUCGACGGCGGCAAAAAGGAGUUCUGGCUGGACAAGGGCGGUGGAGGUCUAUGUAUGUCAAUUUCUUCAAGGGCGCUUUCAAUAACAGGCAUUGAUGAUAGGAGGUAUUGGAACUUCAUUCCCAGUGAUGAAUCAAGAUUCCGCACGGUUGCGUACCUCUCGCAAAUCUGGUGGUUUGAAGUGAGAGGGGAGGUUGAAUUCUUCUUCCCAGAAGGCACGUACAGCCUAUUCUACCGCAUUCAUCUCGGCCGACCAUUCAAGCGUCUUGGCCGGCGAGUCUACAGCUCGGAGCACGUCCACGGCUGGGACAUGAAGCCGGUGCGUUUCCAGAUGUCGACCUCCGACGGACAGCAUGUUCAGUCCAAGUGCUACUUGAGCGAUCCCGGUAUCUGGAUCAACCACCAUGUCGGGGACUUCGUCGUGAAGGACUCGAGCAGGCCAGUGAACAUCAGGUUCGCGAUGAUUCAGAUAGACUGCACGCACACGAAAGGCGGCCUCUGCGUGGAUUCGGUCGUGGUGAAACCUCAGCACCUCUCGCAGAAAAAAGCGCCCUGGACUUACGUGUAGACUCGUCGAACAAGUUGCUGCUGCUGUCUAGGGAGGAGGGAUAUGAUCCAUAGUUUCCUUUUGGAUUGUUCUACUACCAGAUGUGCGUUUUGUUUACAGAAGUGCGGUUUUUUACAUUUGCACUUAUACGCGUAUUUUGCAGUCAUGUAAUGUAAUUGAAGGGGUAAGUGAUUUUUUUAGUUCCUCUUGUCCCCCCUAGGAACAUGUUGGACCUCUGUAAAUUGUUCGUUUGAACUUUGAAAUGUACAUCGGCUGUGUUCUGCC
Messenger RNA from Zea mays, 1796 nucleotides. Its product is annotated as ATPP2-A13. The transcript is spliced from 3 exons. The record is from RefSeq and is marked validated. Lineage: Eukaryota; Viridiplantae; Streptophyta; Magnoliopsida; Poales; Poaceae. Gene Ontology annotation, molecular function: protein binding. The coding region runs from base 642 to 1532 and encodes 296 amino acids.